GGCAGCUGUCUGUCUGCACCCGACAGACAGGCAGAUAUGUGACAGUACCCUAAACGUAACGAAUGCAUGGUGGAAAGGAAAGAAAAUAGUUUUAAAAAGUCUGUCAGUGUUGUGAAAUUGUAAAAGUGUAUAAUAAUUAUUGAUCGAUAAAAGGAUUUGCGGAGGCUUACCAUUUGAAAAAUACUGUAAUCUUAAAAAGUAUUUCUUGAGCUUAAAAGAAGACGUUAAGUUUAUUGCUCCUAAAAUGCAAAAUACUGAUUUCCUAAAAAAAUAAUGACCUAACUAUUUGAGGUUAGAAAAGUUUCUAAUUGACUAUUGACAGUUGAUAAAAAUUGUCGUUUGUUCUAGUUGCAAGUGACAUGUUUAAGGAAAGUAAGUCACUAUUAAAUGCCAUAUACAUAAAUUAAUGGGAUCCAGUAACUUCUAUCAGGCUUUUGUUAUGGCAGUUACAGAUGAAUGAUAUUAUCACGCAAGCUGUUAUCAGUAUCUGUUGAAUUUUUCUUUGUCUCCGAAGCUGAUAAGGCAAUACUUCAGUGAAAAUUAUGCAUAUGUGGUACUGGUUGGGUAUUGACUUGGAGUCGUUUUUAUUUUCGGGAUACAAUGUAAGCACUACCGUGGGAUUAGUCGCAACCUGUUUUGGCUUGGCUGCCUUAGCAGUUCUCUACGAAGGCAUGAAAAUUGCGCAAAUAAAGUUGAGGCAAUUGUCAAUGGCUUCUAUUCUUCCGGACGGCCAAAGAACUUCGGAAAAUUCUUCCUUACUUUUUAGAAUUUACCCGAGGUCCUUCAAGCCCUUUACUUCAUGUCGCUGUGAAAGUUGGAGCAAGUGGUUGUUGGAAGUUUGCCACUGGUCUUUUCACACUUUACUUGGCUAUUUACUAAUGUUGGCAAUAAUGACGUACAAUGGUUACAUAAGCAUUGCCAUUGCCCUGGGAAGUUGUUUCGGUUAUUGGAUAUUUGGUCCAUCCCUCGUUGAGUCAAACAUAGCACAAUUUCAAGCAAAGGGUCUAAAAAUUAAAUGUACUGAUCAAUGUGCAGAUGCAUUAAUUACUUCAGAAAUAAGAGAAUCUACUGUUUCAACAGUAGCGGAUGAGUCAGCAACGUCAAUAGAAACUAAUGUCGAGGUUCAUGCCCCCAGUGACGCAAUUCAUUAAAGCACAAGGAGUAAAAAAGACUGAUUUUGAUAUUACGUACUUCAGUGAAUUCUCGAGAAGCUUUACGUUCAUUUUAAGAUAUAUUAAUUUUGAGAUUUAAAAUAUUUUUAACUACACUGCCGUGCAAACAAAGAACACCAUAUCAAUAUUAUAAUACAAUUUUUUAUAUUUAAACGUAUUUUUACAUUAUUUUUAUUUACCAGUGGCUUCCAUUCGAUGGAUGCAGGGGGGGGGGGGCGCUUCCCCUAGUCUUGAGUUUCUAAGCUAACAAUCUUGUCCUUUUUUAUUGUUUUCUUAUAAAAAUUUAACUGUUCCCUCCGAUGGAUAAGUAAGUUUAUAUAUUCACGAAAAAAAAAACAAAAAUAUUUACACUAUCAUAGGAAAAUUAUCGCUACGAUCAGCGAAAGUAUUAUUAAAAAGCAUUGCUGACUUUGAAACGCGAUUACUCUAAAAAUAGAGCGAGAAAUU
This is a messenger RNA of Belonocnema kinseyi, 1619 nucleotides long. Its product is annotated as probable low affinity copper uptake protein 2. Gene Ontology annotation, cellular component: plasma membrane. NCBI's taxonomy places the organism in Eukaryota, Metazoa, Arthropoda, Insecta, Hymenoptera, Cynipidae. The coding region runs from base 543 to 1151 and encodes 202 amino acids. Gene Ontology annotation, molecular function: copper ion transmembrane transporter activity. Gene Ontology annotation, biological process: intracellular copper ion homeostasis; copper ion transmembrane transport. The transcript has 5 exons. The record is from RefSeq and is a predicted model, not a curated record.